This is a messenger RNA of Ficedula albicollis (Collared flycatcher), 15774 nucleotides long. It is a transcript of the gene FAT4, whose product is annotated as FAT atypical cadherin 4. The coding region runs from base 1 to 15102 and encodes 5033 amino acids. Gene Ontology annotation, molecular function: calcium ion binding. Lineage: Eukaryota; Metazoa; Chordata; Aves; Passeriformes; Muscicapidae. The transcript has 22 exons. The record is from RefSeq and is a predicted model, not a curated record. Gene Ontology annotation, biological process: homophilic cell-cell adhesion. Gene Ontology annotation, cellular component: cell-cell junction; plasma membrane.
AUGUCAAAGAACUGGUACAGGGCUGCGGAUCCAGGCGGACAGGACAGCGCGGAUGAUCCGCUCUCGCCCGUCCCACUGAUUUAUCUCCUCGCAGGAGAGGAGGAGGAGGAGGAGGUGUUUACACCAAGAAUGAACCCGUGCAAAAUUAAAACUGCCAGCGGGGGGAAAAGGAGUUUUUUCGGGUUUCCACAGGCGUUUUGGGAUGGAGGACGGAGGGGGAUUGGGCCGGGCUCGUCGGACCGACGGCUCCCGGGGACGCUGGCGCCGGCCGGCACCUGGGUGGGCACCAUCGCCACCCGGCCCGGCUUCACCUACCGCCUGAGCGAGCACCACGAGCUGUUCGCCAUCAACGCCACCUCGGGCGCGCUGCACACCCGCGCCACCAUCGACCGCGAGAGCCUGGCCAGCGACGUGGUGGACCUGGUGGUGCUGUCCAGCCAGCCCACCUACCCCAGCGAGGUGCGCGUCCUGGUGCUCGACCUCAACGACAACGCGCCCGUCUUCCCCGACCCCUCCAUCGUGGUGACUUUCAAGGAGGACACGGGCAGCGGGCGCCAGCUCAUCCUGGACACCGCCACGGACGCCGACAGCGGCACCAACGGCGUGGACCACGGCUCCUACCGGAUUGUGGCCGGCAACGAGGAGGGCCGGUUCCGCCUCAACAUCACUCUCAACCCCAGCGGGGAGGGAGCGUUCCUGCACCUGGUUUCCCGCGGCGGGCUGGACCGGGAGGCCACCCCCACCUACCAGCUGCUGGUGCAGGUGGAGGACAAGGGCGAGCCCCGCCGGCGAGGGUACCUCCAGGUGAACGUCACCGUGCAGGAUAUCAACGACAACCCGCCCGUCUUCAGCCAGGCGCUGUACCAGGCUCGGGUGCCCGAGGACGCGCCCGUCGGGGCCAGCGUUCUGCAGGUGGCCGCGGCCGAUGCCGACGAGGGCACCAACGCCGACAUCCGCUACCGCCUGGAGGGAGGCGACGGCAGCGGCGCCGGGGACGGGGCUGGCAGCCUGCCCUUCGAGGUGGACCCCGAGAGCGGCGUGAUCCGCAUCCGGGAGCGCCUGGACUACGAGGCGCGGCAGCAGUACUCGCUGACGGUGCAGGCCACGGACCGCGGCGUGCCGGCGCUGAGCGGCCGCGCCGAGGCCCUCAUCCGCCUGCUCGACGUCAACGACAACGAGCCCCGCGUCAAGUUCCGCUACUUCCCCGCCACCUCCCGCUUCGCCUCCGUGGAUGAGAACGCGGCCCCCGGCACGGUGGUGGCCCUGCUGACGGUGAGCGAUGCCGACUCUCCCGCGGCCAACGGGAACAUCUCCGUGUCCAUCCUGGCGGGGAACGAGCAGCGGCACUUCGAGGUGCACAGCAGCAAGGUGCCCAACCUCAGCCUCAUCAAGGUGGCGGCCGCGCUGGACCGGGAGCGCAUCCCGGCUUACAACCUCACCGUGGCGGUGGCGGAUAACUACGGGGCGCCGCCGCCGCCGCCUCCGGGCUCUCCGCCUUCCGUCUUCUCCCCCGACGGAGCGGUGGCGGCUCCCGUCAGCCGCUCCUCGGUGGCCAGCCUGGUGAUCUUCGUGAACGACAUCAACGACCACCCGCCCGUGUUCGGGCAGGCGGUGUACAGGGUGAACAUCAGCGAGGACGUGCCCCUGGGCAGCUACGUGCGGGGCCUGAGCGCCACGGACCGGGACUCGGGCCUCAACGCCAACCUCAAGUACAGCAUCGUCUCGGGCAACGAGCUGGGCUGGUUCCGCAUCAGCGAGCACAGCGGGCUGGUCACCACGGCUGUCCCCGAGGCCGGGCACGCCGCAGGCUCCCCCAGCUCCAGCGGGCUGGACCGGGAGACUGCUUCUCAGGUGGUGCUCAACAUCAGCGCCCGCGACCAGGGCGUGCAGCCCAAGUUCUCCUACGCGCAGCUGGUGGUGACCGUCCUGGAUGUCAACGACAACAAGCCUCGCUUCGGUCAGCCCCAGGGUUACCGCGUGUCCCUGGCGGAAAACUCGCCAUCAGGGACUGAGCUGCUUGUCCUGAGUGCCACUGAUGGCGACCUGGGGGACAACGGCACUGUCCGCUUCUCCCUGCAGGAGGCCGAGCCGGCGCUGGCAGCAGCUGGCCCCUCCUCCGUCGCCCCUCGCCUCGCGUUUCGCCUGGACCCGGUUUCGGGCAGGCUCAGCACCGUCUCGCAGCUGGACCGGGAGGAGCAGUCUCACUUCUCCUUGCAGGUCCUGGCCACUGAUUUGGGCUCUCCUCCCCUCUCCUCGAUAGCCCGAGUUAACGUGACCCUCCUGGAUGUGAAUGACAAUAGCCCUGUGUUUUACCCUGUCCAGUACUUUGCCCAUAUCCAAGAGAAUGAGCCAGCCGGGACCUAUGUGACCACCGUGUCUGCCACGGACCCCGAUCUGGGACCCAAUGGCACAGUCAAGUACAGCAUCUCAGCUGGAGAUACCUCCAGGUUCCAGGUCCAUGGGCAGACAGGGGUCAUCACUACAAAAAUAGCCCUUGACAGGGAGGAGAAAACUGCUUACCAGUUGCAGAUCGUGGCCACUGACGGUGGCCAUCUUCAGUCGCAGAACCAAGCCAUUGUCACCAUCACUGUCCUGGACACACAGGACAACCCCCCUGUUUUCAGCCAGGGCACGUACAGUUUUGUUGUCUUUGAAAACGUUGCCCUGGGUUACCACGUGGGCACUGUUUUUGCUUCCACCAUGGACCUCAACACCAACAUCAGUUACCUCAUCACCACAGGUGACCAGAGGGGCGUGUUUGCCAUCAACAGGGCGACAGGGCAGAUCACCACAGCCAGCAUUAUUGACAGGGAGGAGCAAGCAUUUUACCAGCUGAAGGUGGUUGCUAGGGGUGGGGCGAUAACUGGCGAUGCUGUGGUCAAUAUAACCGUCAAGGAUUUAAAUGACAACUCCCCACACUUCGUUCAGGUGGUGGAAAGCGUAAAUGUUGUUGAGAACUGGAAAGCUGGGCAUACCAUAUUCCAGGCCAAAGCUCUUGAUCCUGAUGAAGGUGUUAAUGGCAUGGUCCUUUACAGCCUUAAGCAAAACCCAAAGGGCUUGUUCUCAAUCAAUGAACAAACCGGUGCUAUAAGCCUAACGGGGCCUCUUGACAUAAACGCUGGGUCUUACCAGGUUGAAAUCCUGGCCUCGGAUAUGGGGGUGCCUCAGCUGUCCUCCAACUUUAUCCUGACUGUCUCUGUCCAUGAUGUGAAUGAUAACCCUCCUGUGUUUGACCAGCUUUCCUAUGAAGUUACUAUUUUGGAGUCAGAGCCCGUGAAUUCCAGGUUCUUUAAGGUACAGGCUUCUGACAAAGACUCGGGAGUGAACGGCGAAAUAGCUUACAGUAUAAUUGAAGGAAAUGCUGGGGAUGCCUUUGGCAUAUUCCCAGAUGGUCAGCUGUAUAUAAAAAGUGAACUGGACCGUGAACUUCAGGAAAGAUAUGUUUUACUGGUUGUUGCCUCUGACAGAGCAGUGGAACCACUCAAUGCUACUGUGAACGUUACUGUGAUUCUGGAGGAUGUAAAUGACAACAGGCCCCUGUUCAACAGUACCAACUACGUGUUUUAUUUUGAAGAAGAACAGAGAGGGGGGUCCUACGUGGGUAAAAUAAAUGCUGUAGAUAAAGACUUUGGGCCGAAUGGUGAGGUCAGGUAUUCAUUUGAGCAUAUGCAGCCAGAUUUUGAGCUGAACACAGUAACUGGGGAAAUCAGAAGCACUCACCAGUUUGACAGAGAAGCUCUCAUGAGACAGAGGGGAGCUGCAGUAUUUAGUCUUACGGUAAUAGCAACAGAUCAGGGGUUGCCAAAGCCUCUGAAGGAUCAGGCCACUGUACAGAUCUACAUGAAGGACAUCAAUGAUAACGCCCCCAAAUUUUUGAAAGAUCUUUACCAAGCUACUAUAUCAGAAUUGGCAGCAAAUCUGACACAGGUGCUGAGGGUUUCUGCCUCAGAUGUUGAUGAAGGGGUUAAUGGGUUGAUUCACUACUCUGUAAUCAAGGGAAAUGAGGAAAAUCAGUUUGCAAUAGACAGCAGCACAGGCCAAGUGACCUUGGUGGGCAGACUGGAUCAUGAGGCUACUGCAUCGUAUUCCCUUGUCAUCCGAGCAGUAGACUCUGGAGCCGUGUCCCUAAGCUCAACUUGCAUGUUGAGCAUUGAUGUAUUGGACGAAAAUGACAACAGCCCUUCCUUCCCUAAAUCGACCUUGUUAGUGGAUGUCUUGGAAAAUAUGCGGGUCGGCGAGCUUGUGUCAUCGGUCACUGCCACCGAUUCUGAUUCGGGUGACAACGCUGACCUCCACUAUAGCAUUACGGGCACAAACAAUCACGGGACCUUCAGCAUCAGUCCCAACACCGGGAGCAUUUUUCUCGCCAAGAAACUGGACUUUGAGACGCAGUCUCUGUAUAAGCUCAACAUAACGGCGAAGGACCAAGGCAGGCCCCCGCGCUCCUCCACCAUGUCGGUGGUCAUUCACGUGAGGGAUUUCAAUGAUAACCCCCCUCACUUCCCUCCGGGAGACAUCUUUAAAUCCAUCGUUGAGAACGUUCCCGUGGGCACCUCGGUCAUUUCCGUGACCGCUCACGAUCCGGACGCGGAUAUUAACGGGCAGCUGGCGUACGCCAUCAUCCAGCAGACGCCGCGGGGCAAUCACUUCCGCAUCGACGAGGCCAGGGGGACCAUAUUUACCAACGCCGAGAUCGACCGCGAGUUCGCCAAUCUCUUUGAGUUGACGGUCAAGGCCACGGACCAGGCCGUUCCCGUGGAGUCCCGGCGGUUUGCCCUCAAGAACGUGACCGUGCUGGUGACGGAUCAGAACGACAACGUGCCCGUGUUCGUGUCGCAGAACGCGCUGGCGGCCGACCCCUCGGUGGUGAUCGGCUCCAUCCUCACCACCAUCGUGGCGGCGGAUCCCGACGAGGGUGCCAACGGGGAGGUGGAGUACGAGAUCGUCAACGGAGACACCGAAACCUUCAUCGUGGAUCGCUACAGCGGCGACUUGCGAGUAGCCUCGGCCUUGGUGCCUUCCCAGCUCAUCUACAACCUCAUCGUUUCCGCCACCGACCUGGGCGCCGAGAGGAGGCGAUCCACCACCGAGAUGACGAUAAUUCUGCAGGGGGCGGACGGGCCCGUGUUCUCGCAGCCCAAGUACAUCACCGUGCUGAAGGAGGGCGAGCCCAUCGGCACCAACGUGAUCUCUCUGGAGGCGGCCAGCCCGCGGGGCGCGGCGGCGCAGGUGGAGUACUACAUCGUGGCGGUGCGCUGCGAGCGGCGCAGCCUGGGCCGCCUCUUCACCAUCGGCCGCCGCUCCGGCGUGCUGCAGACCGCCGCCGUCCUGGACAGGGAGCAGGGCGCGCGCCUCUACCUGGUGGAUGUCUACGCCAUCGAGAAGUCGGCCCUUCUGCCCCGCACGCAGCGAGCAGAGGUAAAGGCUUACUCCGGCUUGGCUGGCUUUUUGCUCCGCUGGUGGGCCAGGGUUGUGUGUAGUGUGUCCAGUCGUGGAAGUUCUUGCGGUGGAGUACACAUCGUGGCGGUGCGCUGCGAGCGGCGCAGCCUGGGCCGCCUCUUCACCAUCGGCCGCCGCUCCGGCGUGCUGCAGACCGCCGCCGUCCUGGACAGGGAGCAGGGCGCGCGCCUCUACCUGGUGGAUGUCUACGCCAUCGAGAAGUCGGCCCUUCUGCCCCGCACGCAGCGAGCAGAGGUAGAAAUAACACUUCAGGAUAUCAAUGACAACCCACCAGUAUUCCCCACAGACAUGCUCGACCUGACUGUGGAGGAGAACAUAGGAGAUGGAUCUAAAAUACUGCAGCUGACAGCCAUGGAUGCUGAUGAGGGAGCCAAUGCCCUGGUGACAUACACCAUUAUCAGCGGGGCAGAUGACAGCUUCCACGUGGACCCCGAGUCGGGGGAGCUGAUAGCCACGCGGCGCCUGGACCGCGAGCGCCGCUCCAAGUACUCGCUGCUGGUGCGCGCCGACGACGGCCUGCAGUCCUCGGACGUGCGCAUCAACAUCACCGUCAGCGACGUCAACGACCACAUCCCCCGCUUCUCCAAGCCCGUCUACUCCUUCGACAUCCCAGAGGAUGCCGCUCCAGGUUCCUUGGUGGCAGCCAUCCUCGCCACCGACGACGACUCGGGCGCCAACGGGGAGAUCACCUACACCAUCAGCGAGGAUGACGAGGAGGGCACCUUCUUCCUGAACCCCGUCACCGGCGUCUUCAACCUGACGCGGGCGCUGGACUACGAGGCUCAGCAGUAUUACAUCCUGGCGGUGCGCGCCCAGGACGGGGGCGGCCAGGCCGCGGCCAGCAGGGUCUACUUCAACAUCCUGGACGUCAACGACAACCCGCCCGUCUUCGGCGCGGCCGCCUACAGCGCGUCCCUGCUGGAGAACCUGCCGCCGGGAUCCGCCGUGCUCAACCUCAGCGUCACCGACGCCGACCGCGGCCCCAACUCGCAGCUGUCCUUCAGCAUCGCGUCGGGGGACGGCGCGGGGCAGUUCUCCAUUGACAGCCGCGGCGUGCUGAGCACCCGGCAGCCCCUGGACCGCGAGAGCCAGUCCUUCUACAGCCUGGUGGUGCAGGCCCACGACAUGGCCGCCCCGCCGGCCGCCCGCUUCACCAGCACGGCCCAGGUCUCCAUCAUCCUGCUGGACGUCAACGACAGCCCGCCCCGCUUCACCUCGCCGCGGUUGACCUACGUGCCCGAGAGCACGGCCGUGGGCACGGUGGUGUUCAGGGCGCAGGCCGCCGACGCCGACAGCGGGCCCAACAGCUACAUCGAGUACAGCCUGCUGCGCCCGCCCGCCAACACCUUCCGCAUCGGCACCGUCGACGGCCAGCUGCGCCUCACCGGGCAGCUCGACAGAGAGGCCGUGGCCAACUACACCCUGACCGUGGUAGCCACGGACAAGGGCCAGCCGCCCCUGUCUUCCUCCACGGACGUGGUGGUCGUGGUCCUGGACAUCAACGACAACAACCCGCUCUUCGCCCAGAAGCUUUACAAAGUGGAGGUGGCGGAAAACACCUUGACGGGGACGGAUUUAGUGCAGGUGCUGGCCACCGACGGAGACGAAGGGACGAACGGGCAGGUGCGCUACGCCAUCGUGGGCGGGGACGCCGGCAGCGAGUUUCGGAUCGACUCUGUGACGGGGGUGAUAACUGUGGCCAAGCCUUUGGACAGGGAGAAGACGCCCUCCUACACGCUGACGGUGCAGUCGUCUGACCGCGGGAGCAGCCCCAGGACCGACACCACCACCGUCAGCAUCGUGCUGAGGGACGUCAACGACUUCAUUCCCACCUUUGAGCUUUCCCCCUACUCUGUGAACGUCCCCGAGAACCUGGAGACGCUCCCGAAAGUUAUCCUUCAGGUUGUGGCAAGGGACGAUGACCAAGGGCUGAACAGCAGGCUGACCUACGUGCUGGUGGCUGGCAACGAGGAGGGAGCCUUCACCCUGUCGGACAGCGGGGAGCUGCGCCUGGUGCGGAGCCUGGACCGGGAGGCCAAGGAGCAGUACCUGCUGCUGGUCACAGCUGCUGAUGCAGGAUCUCCUGCCCUCACUGGCACUGGAACCAUCGCUGUCACAGUGGAUGAUGUCAAUGACAACGUCCCCACGUUUGCCUUUGACAUGUAUUUGGCCACUGUUCCGGAGGAUGCUCCCACGGGGACGGAUAUUUUGCUCGUGAGCUCCUCGGAUGCUGAUGCUUCCACAAAUGCUGUUAUUAGCUACAGGCUGAUGGGCGGCAAUUCGCAGUUCACCAUCAACCCUUCCACGGGGCAGAUCAUCACCAGCGCCCUGCUGGACCGCGAGGCCAGGCAGAACUACACCCUGGUGGUGGUGGCCAGCGACGGGGGCUCCCCCAGGGCCCUCUCCAGCUCCACCAGCGUGCUCGUGGCCGUGGCCGACGUCAACGACAACCCGCCCAAAUUCCAGCACCACCCCUACGUCACCCACGUCCCGUCGCCCGCCGCGGCAGGCUCGUUCGUGUUCGCUGUCACCGUCACCGACGCAGAUGCCGGCUCCAACGCUGAGCUCCAUUAUUCCCUCGUGGGGAAGAACUCUGAGAAAUUCCACAUUGAUCCAGCAAGGGGGGCAAUCCUGGCUGCAAAACCACUGGCGGGAGAGUCCGAAGUCACCAUUUCUGUUCACGUGAGGGACGGCGGCCGGUACCCCAAGACGGACUCUACCACUGUCACCGUGAGGUUUGUGGACAAAGCCAAAUUUCCUCGUGUUCAGGCGGAGCAGGAGACCUUCACGUUCCCUGAAAACCAAGCAGUCGGGACUCUUGUCACCACCGUCUCUGGAUCUUCAGCCAGAGGAGGCUCCUUGUCCUAUUACAUCGCCAGCGGUAACCUGGGCAGCACCUUCCUGGUGGACCAGGUGACAGGACAGCUUUCUGUAGGGCGGGCUUUGGAUUUCGAAGCCGUACAGAAAUACGUGGUGUGGGUUGAGGCCAGAGACACAGGCUUCCCCCCCUUCUCCUCAUACAAGAAAUUGGAAGUAUCAGUGCUUGAUGUCAACGAUAACGUGCCAGAGUUUGAGCAAGAUCCCUUCAUUGCAGAAAUAGCAGAAAACCUGUCCCCACGGAAAAUACUGACAGUGGCUGCUGUCGACAGAGACAGUGGUCUAAAUGGACAGCUACAUUAUGAAAUAAUUGAGGGCAAUACUGAAAACAGUUUCAGUAUCAAUCGAGCCACUGGUGAGAUCAGAAGCGUCAGGCCCUUGGACAGGGAGAAGCUGUCUCAGUACACACUAACCAUAAAAGCUUCGGACAAAGGCACUCCGCUCCAGAGCACGACUGUCAAAGUUAUCAUCAAUAUCUUAGAUGAAAACGACAACGCUCCGAGGUUUUCACAGAUAUUCAGUGCUUCUGUGCCUGAAAAUGCACCUCUGGGUUUUACAGUAACGCGAGUCACCACAUCAGAUGAGGACAUUGGGGUGAACGCGGUCAGCAGGUACUCCAUAAGGGAUACGAGUCUCCCGUUUGCCAUAAACCCCAGCACCGGGGACAUCACAAUCAGCAGACCCCUGAACAGGGAGGACACCGACCGCUACAGGAUCCGGGUCUCUGCGCAUGACUCGGGGUGGACCGUGAGCACAGACGUCACCAUAUUUGUCACAGACGUCAAUGACAAUGCCCCACGAUUUACAAAACCAUCCUAUUACCUGGAGUGUCCCGAGCUUCCCGGGAUUGGGCUAAAGGUCACCCAGGUUUCAGCCACCGAUCCAGAUGAAGGGUUCAACGGUCAAGUCUUCUACUUCAUAAAAUCCCAGUCCGAGUUCUUCCGCAUUAACGCAACCACGGGAGAGAUUUUCAACAAGCAGUACUUAAGGUACCAAAACUCCAGUGGCUCCAGCAAUGUCAACAUCAACAGGCACAGCUUCAUCGUGACAUCAUCAGACCGGGGCAGUCCCCCGCUAGUGAGUGAGACCACCGUCACCAUAAACGUCGUAGACAGCAAUGACAACGCACCGCUCUUCCUCGCUCCUAAGUAUUUCACUCCUGUUACUAAGAACGUCAGGGUUGGCACAAAUCUAAUUAAAGUUACUGCGGUGGAUGACAAGGACUUUGGCUUGAAUUCUGAAGUGGAGUACUUCAUCUCCGAUGACAGCAAAACUAAUAAAUUCAGGCUGGACAGGAGUACAGGCUGGAUUUCAGUGUCAUCUUCACUAAUGGCUGAUUUGAACAAAAACUUCCUGUUUAAAGUGAAAGCCAAGGACAAGGGUAAUCCCCCACUCUCAUCUGAGGUAGCUGUUGAAAUCGUAGUGACAGAAGAAAAUUACCAUACACCAGAGUUUUCCCAGAGCCGCAUGAGUGUUACUGUCCCAGAGAGUUAUUCUGUUGGAACAGUGGUCAGGACGGUUUCAGCACGAGACAGAGAUGCUGCUAUGAACGGCCUGAUCAGAUACAACAUUUCCUCUGGAAAUGAAGCUGGAAUCUUUGCUAUUAAUACAACCACUGGUACACUGACACUGGCCAAACCACUUGAUUUUGAGUUACAGCAGAAGCACGAGCUGGUUGUUACUGCCACGGAUGGAGGAUGGGUGUCCCGCACAGGCUACUGCAGUGUCACUGUUAAUGUCAUUGAUGUCAAUGAUAACUCCCCAGCAUUCAGCCCUGAGGAGUACUUUCCCACCGUGUUAGAAAAUGCCCCCAGUGGGACCACUGUUAUUUGUUUAAAUGCCACUGAUGCUGACUCUGGGUCUAACGCUGUGAUUGCGUAUGCCAUCCAGUCCUCAGACAGCGACCUCUUUGUCAUUGACCCCAACACAGGAACCAUCACAACCCAGGGAUUUUUAGAUUAUGAAACAAAGCAGAGUUACCAUUUAACAGUGAAGGCUUUUAAUGUUCCAGAUGAAGAGAGGUGCAGCUUUGCUACUGUCAACAUCCACUUACAAGGGACAAAUGAAUAUGUGCCCCGUUUUGUGUCCAAGCUUUAUUAUUUUGAGGUUUCGGAGGCAGCCUCCAAAGGUACUGUCGUAGGUGAAGUUUUUGCAAGUGAUCGUGACAUGGGAAUUGAUGGAGAAGUCCACUACCUCAUCUUUGGCAACAGCAGAAAGAAGGGCUUCCAGAUAGAUGAGAAAAGUGGCCAGAUCUAUGUUUCAGGACCUCUUGACAGAGAAAAAGAAGAACGAAUUUCUUUGAAAGUCCUUGCAAAAAAUCUGGGGAGCAUUCGUGGUGCAGACAUAGAUGAAGUAACUGUUAAUAUCACAAUCCUGGAUGCCAACGAUCCUCCUGUUUUUACCUUGGGAACCUACAAUAUACGGAUCAGCGAGGGUGUUCCGCCAGGCACCCACGUCACGUUCGUCAGUGCCUUUGAUUCUGAUUCUGUCCCCAGCUGGAGCAGGUUUUCCUAUUUCAUCGGGUCUGGCAACGAGAACAACGCCUUUUCCAUCAACCCACAGACGGGGCAGGUGACGGUCACGGCAGAGCUGGACCGGGAAACGCUGCCUGUCUACAACCUGUCUGUGCUGGCCAUCGAUUCGGGAACGCCCUCUGCCACAGGAAGUGCCUCUCUGCUGGUGACCUUGGAGGACAUCAACGACAACGGCCCUACCUUGUCCACCAGGCAGGGAGAGGUCCUGGAGAACAGCCGCGCAGGAACUCUGGUGAUGACCCUUCAGUCGGCGGAUCCCGAUCUCCCUCCCAACCAAGGCCCUUUCACGUAUUACUUGCUCAGCACUGGCCCUGCCACCAGCUACUUCAGCCUCAGCACCGCUGGAGUCCUGACGACGACCAGGGAGAUCGACAGGGAGCAAAUCAGCGAUUUCUACCUCUCAGUGAUUACGAGGGACUCUGGUGUCCCUCAGAUGUCUUCCACAGGAACUGUGCAGAUCAAGGUAAUAGACCAAAACGACAACCCGUCUCAGCCCAGAACGGUGGAAAUCUUUGUCCAUUAUUAUGGCAACCUCUUCCCAGGUGGAAUUUUGGGCAACGUAAAGCCUCAGGAUCCGGACGUGCUGGACAGCUUCCAGUGCUCCCUCACCUCGGGAGUCACCAGCCUGUUCAGCAUUCCCGCGGGCACCUGCGAGCUGCACUCGCAGGCGAGGUCCACGGACGGCACCUUCGACCUGGCGGUGCUCAGCGACGACGGGCUGCACGGCGCCGUCACCAGCAGCGUCCGCGUUUUCUUCGCGGGCUUCAGCAACGCCACCAUCGACAGCAGCGUGCUGCUGCGCCUGAGCGCCCACGGCGUGCGGGACUUCCUGAGCAACCACUACCUGCCCUUCCUGCGCGUCGCCAGCUCCCAGCUGGCGGGGCUGGGCACGGCCGUGCAGCUCUACGGGCUGCACCAGGACGGCAACCACACCUUCCUGCUGGCGGCCAUCAAGCGCGCCAACAGCCAGUACGUGAGCCCCAGCGGCGUGGCCACCUUCUUCGAGAGCAUCAGGGACGUGCUGUUCCGCCAGAGCGGGGUGCGCGUCGAGGCCGUGGACCACGACUGGUGCCUGCAGAGCCCGUGCCAGAACGGGGCCAGCUGCCUGAGGAGGCUGGCGGUGGGCCCGGCGCUGCGGACGCACGAGAGCGUGCCCGUCAUCGCGGUGGCCAACGAGCCGCUGCGGCCCUUCGUGUGCCGCUGCCUGCCGGGCUACGAGGGCAGCCUGUGCGAGAGCGACAUCGACGAGUGCCUGCCGGCGCCCUGCCACAACCACGGCACCUGCCACAACCUGCUGGGGGGCUUCUCCUGCAGCUGCCCCGAGGGCUUCACCGGCAUGGCCUGCGAGAGGGACGUCAACGAGUGCCUGUCCAACCCCUGCAAGAACGGAGCUGCCUGCCAGAACUUCCCGGGGAGCUUCAACUGCGUCUGUAAAACCGGCUACACAGGGAAAACGUGUGACUCCACUGUCAACUACUGUGAGUGCAACCCCUGUUUCAAUGGUGGGUCCUGCCAGAGUGGGCUGGAGGGGUAUUUCUGCCACUGUCCCUUCGGUGUUUUUGGGAAUCACUGCGAGCUCAACAGUUACGGGUUUGAAGAGCUGUCCUACAUGGAGUUCCCCAGCAUGGAUCCCAACAACAAUUACAUCUACAUCAAGUUUGCCACCAUAAAGAGCCACGCCCUGCUGCUGUACAACUACGACAACCAGACCGGGGAGCGGGCGGAAUUCCUGGCCCUGGAAAUCGUGGAGGGCAGGCUGAGGUUCUCCUACAACCUGGGCAGUGGCACCUACAAGCUGACCACAGCCAAGAAGGUGUCUGAUGGGCAGUUCCACACCGUCAUCGCCCGCCGCGCUGGAAUGGCAGCAUCCCUGACAGUAGAUUCCUGCUCUGAGGACCAGGAGCCAGGCUACUGCACUGUUAGCAACGUUGCUGUUUCGACUGACUGGACCCUGGAUGUACAACCAAAUCGAGUUACUGUUGGUGGCAUCAGGUCCAUAGAGCCCAUCCUUCAGAGGAGAGGACAGGUGGAAAGCCAUGAUUUUGUGGGCUGCAUCAUGGAGUUUGCAGUCAAUGGACGACCCCUGGAGCCCAGCCAGGCUUUGGCAGCCCAAGGAAUCUUAGAUCAGUGUCCCAGACUGGAAGGUGCUUGCACGACCAGCCCCUGCCAGCAUGGUGGCACUUGUGUCGAUCAGUGGUCGUGGCAGCAGUGUGUCUGCAAGGAUGGACUGACGGGAAAGCACUGUGAAAAAUAUGUCACUGCUGACACGGCCUUGUCACUGGAAGGCAAGGGCAGGCUGGACUACCACGUCAGCCCCAACAAGAAGCGGGACUACCUGCUGCGGCUGGGGGCGCGGGGCGCGGAGCGCCUGGAGGUGAAGUUCAUGACCAGGAGCGAGAACGGCGUGCUGCUGCACGUGCAGGAAAGCAGCAACUUCACCACCCUGCAGAUUAAAGGCGGGAAGGUGCACUACAUUUCUGAUGCUGGAGUUGCUGGGAAGGUGGAAAGGAACAUCCCUGAGGUGUAUGCUGCAGAUGGCCAGUGGCACUCGGUCCUCCUGGAGAAGAACGGCUCUGCCACCGUCCUGUCGGUGGACAGGGCUCACAGCCGGGACAUUCUCCAUGCCACGCAGGACUUCGGGGGGCUGAACGUCCUCACCAUUUCUCUGGGAGGAAUUCCAUCCAGCCAACCUUUCAAGAGCACAGUUGCAGGCUUCAACGGGUGCAUCUCCUACCUCAAGUACGGCGGGGAGAGCCUUCCCUUCUCGGGCCGGCACAGCCUGGCGGCGCUGUCGCGGACGGUGGGCGGCUGCGCCACCGCGCUGGCGCUGCUGGUGCUCGGCCUCGUCCUCUGCAACCAGUGCCGCGGCAGGAAGGCCAAGGGGCCCAAGGAGGAGAAGAAAACCAAGCAGAAGAAGAAAAAAGGCAGCGAGAACGUGGCGUUCGACGACCCCGACAACAUCCCGCCCUACGGUGACGACAUGACCGUGAGGAAGCAGCCCGAAGGGAACCCCAAACCCGACAUCAUCGAGAGGGAGAACCCUUACCUGAUCUACGACGAGACGGACAUCCCGCACAACACGGAGACCAUCCCCAGCGCCCCGCUGGCGUCGCCCGAGCCCGAGAUCGAGCACUACGACAUCGACAACGCCAGCAGCAUCGCCCCCUCGGACGCCGACAUCAUCCAGCACUACAAGCAGUUCCGCAGCCACGCUCCCAAGUUCUCCAUCCAGAGGCACAGCCCGCUGGGCUUCGCGCGGCAGUCCCCCAUGCCGCUGGGGGCCAGCAGCCUGAGCUACCAGCCCGCCUACGGGCAGGGCCUGAGGACGAGCUCCCUGAGCCACUCGGCCUGCCCCGCUCCCAACCCGCUGUCUCGGCACAGCCCCGCGCCCUUCUCCAAGUCCUCGACGUUCUACAGGCACAGCCCGGCCCGGGAGCUGCACCUGGCCAUCCGGGAGGGCAGCCCGCUGGAGAUGCACGGCGACGUGUGCCAGCCCGGCAUCUUCAGCUACGCCACGCGGCUGGGCCGGAGGAGCAAGAGCCCGCAGACCAUGGCGGGCCACGGCUCCCGGCCGGGCAGCCGCCUGAAGCAGCCCAUCGGGCAGAUCCCGCUGGAGACGUCUCCCCCGGUGGGGCUGUCCAUCGAAGAGGUGGAGAGACUGAACACCCCCCGGCCCAGGAACCCCAGCAUCUGCAGCGCGGACCACGGGCGCUCCUCGUCGGAGGAGGACUGCAGGCGGCCCCUGUCGCGCACCAGGAACCCGGCCGACGGCAUCCCCGCGCCCGAGUCCUCCUCCGACAGCGACUCGCACGAGUCCUUCACCUGCUCCGAGAUGGAGUACGACCGCGACAAGCCCGCCGCCUACACCUCCAGGAUGCCCAAGCUGUCGCAGGUGAACGAGUCGGACGCGGACGACGAGGACAACUACGGCGGCAGGCUGAGGGCGCGGCGGUGCCCGGGGCGGCGCGGCGAGGGCGGGCCCGCGGCGCAGGCCCCCCCCCCCCCCCCCCCCGAGGGCUGCCUGCCCGCCAGGCUGGGCCAGCCGGCCGCCGCCUUCGACUGGGACAGCCUCUUGAACUGGGGCCCGGGCUUCGGGCACUACGUGGACGUUUUCAAGGAUUUGGCAUCGCUUCCCGAGAAAACAGCAGCAGCAGCAGCAGCGAGUGAGGACAGCAAAGGUGGUGCAGCAAAGCCCGUUCCCAAGGAGGGGGAGGCAGAACAGUAUGUAUAGGCUUUGUCCCCUGGUGUUGCCACAGGGACUGCUCAAACCAUUAUAUGGUUGUACAAAAGCCAAGGUCAGCGUCUGAUCCCCAGGCCAGUCUGGUUGGAGGAGACUUUAAAAAUAAUAACCAUUAUGCUGCUGAAAGAGACUUAAGACAUUUUUAAUUUAAUUACGCUUGGACGAAUUUAUUUCUCCUGCAUGCAUUGUAUUUGCAAACCAGAUAUUCGGCAUGCAGCCUUUGGAAAGGGUUUUCCUAUUUACCAUUGUUUGGUUCGUGAUUCUUAAAUUAAUAAUGCUUUGUUCUGAAAAUGAACUAAUUUUUUGUUUCAAUUGUGAAGGAUGUGCAUAUUGUCUCCAGCUACUAACAUGUUUUACGAUGCAAGAGUACUGAGAUUCCAUUUUCCUUAAGAAGUGCAUGGGAGUAAGAUGGUGAAUGAAGGAAUUCCAGUAGUGGGGUGUCUCAGAAAAUGUAGUUACCAUAUCCUGCAGUUGCUCACUUGUGACUUUAUGGAUGAAAUCAGCUUGAAUAAUUGCUGGCAACAGUGCUUGCUGUAAGUCUUAUUCCAUACAAGAGGUGCUAGAAGCAGCUCAAGCCAGUCAGCACUUUAGGAGUUUUUUUUUCCUUUCUUUUCAGUUUGUUUAUUUGUUCAUUUCGGGUUUCUUAAUCUUUUUUUUUGUUUG